UUUAUGCAACUUCGCGGUUUUUUUCCGAGCUUUUGGAUUUAGUGAUCAAUGGUCCAGUGACUCGCACGGGCUGCGCACCGAGUUACUCACGAGUAAAAACCAAAAUUAUAGAAAAUGUUGCAAAUGAGAUAUUUGUUUUUGUUGGCUUGCUCUCUAUUGGUUUUGGGCUCUCGAACAGCUGACGGCUUCAUCCUGCGGCUGAUCAGCGAAACUCUACAGAACAAUGUAGCUGGAGAGCCGAUAACUCACGUGCGAACCGAUUGGGAUUUCGAUCCAGAGGCGGCUAAAAAAGCGCGCACGCUGUACUACGAGAAAAAUGGAUAUCGUUCGGCCAAGUUUAUAGAGCGCCUGGGCGUGGGACUCGAUGGACGGCACGAGGAGCGCAGGCAGGAGCAGCGGGAACGCGACGUGGGCCGCUUGAAUGGCGAGCACUUUAUCAACUAUCCAGCUUAGUUUGGAAGAGGGAGAGA
Molecule: messenger RNA, 470 nt
Organism: Drosophila navojoa
Lineage: Eukaryota; Metazoa; Arthropoda; Insecta; Diptera; Drosophilidae
Source: RefSeq, a predicted model, not a curated record